CUUUUCUUUCCAGUUUCUUUUCACCAUUAUAACCAUUUUAUUUAGGGGAAUUAAAAAUCAAUCAAUCAAUCGAUUAAUUUGAUCAAUUAUUCAGACAGAAUUGUUGUUGUUUGUUUGUUUGUUUAUCAUCUGAUUUUUUUCUUUUUCUUUCUUUUUGUUAAUCAGAUGCAUUGUUAUUCAAGAAUAAACCAUUGAAAAUUGUGAAAUUGAAACUGAACAACCGAAAAAAUUUGAUGAAUAAAAAUGGCUGAUCCAUCAUGGUUAGAUAAAAACAAUAUAACAUCAGUACGUUUGAAAACAUCAACCGGUACUGUUGAAAUUGGACAAUUGGAAGCAUUCGGUUUAUUUGGUCAAACAUUUUUAGUCAUUCUAUAUUCAUUGUCAACAUUUUUUGCAUUAACCGGUAAUACAUUGGUUAUAUUGGUUGAAAUAUAUGGCCGACGUUCAGCUAGAAAUCUACAAAAAUUUCUUAUAAAUUUAGCUAUUUCAGAUUUGUUAUUAGGUGUAUUGGUUACACCAUUCAUUUAUACGGAUAUUAUGCUGGGCCGUUGGAUAUUUCAUCCAUUACUUUGUCCAGUAACACAAUUUGUACAAUUAAUGUCAGUAUUCGUGACAACAUAUACAUUAACAUUCAUCGGUAUUGAACGGUAUGUAAUUUUUUUCUUUGAAUUUUUUGGUUUGACAUACAAAAAGAAACGCAAAUAUAGAAAUUCUGAUUUUUGA
Messenger RNA from Dermatophagoides pteronyssinus (European house dust mite), 723 nucleotides. Its product is annotated as cholecystokinin receptor-like. Gene Ontology annotation, molecular function: neuropeptide receptor activity. Lineage: Eukaryota; Metazoa; Arthropoda; Arachnida; Sarcoptiformes; Pyroglyphidae. Gene Ontology annotation, cellular component: plasma membrane. The record is from RefSeq and is a predicted model, not a curated record. Gene Ontology annotation, biological process: neuropeptide signaling pathway.